AUGGCCGCGAUCCAUGAGUCGUCGGCAACACAGCGCGGAGCUUGGGGCGGUUCAGUGCCCGGACGUCGCCGUAUCCAGCGGAAUCGCCUAGAAGGGCACCAAAGGUUGUUCAAUGACUACUUCGCCGAUCCCCCUGUGUACCCCGAUUACAUAUUCCGGCGCAGGUUCAGGAUGAAACGUGGCCUGUACCUCAGAAUCGUGGAGGCAGUUGAGGACCGUGACCCGUGGUUCCAACAGAGGAGGAACGCGGCAGGGGAGCUCGGGCUGUCCGCGUUGCAAAAAGUCACUGCGGCGUUUCGUAUGCUAGCAUACGAUGCUCCUGCGGAUUCGCUGGAUGAGUGCCUCCGACUCGGAGAGUCCACCAUCAUUGAGAGCAUGAGGCGGUUUGUUCGGGCCGUCGUCGAGGUGUUUGGCGAUGAGUACCUCCGUUCUCCGAACGAGGAGGACACCGCUCGUUUGAUUGCUACAAACGAGCGAAGAGGGUUCCCGGGGAUGCUGGGAAGCAUCGAUUGUAUGCAUUGGAGGUGA
This is a messenger RNA of Phragmites australis (common reed), 528 nucleotides long. RefSeq lists its product as uncharacterized. The transcript is spliced from 2 exons. Bases 1 to 528 code for a protein of 175 amino acids. Lineage: Eukaryota; Viridiplantae; Streptophyta; Magnoliopsida; Poales; Poaceae. The record is from RefSeq and is a predicted model, not a curated record.